Molecule: messenger RNA, 1588 nt
Organism: Brassica napus (rape)
Lineage: Eukaryota; Viridiplantae; Streptophyta; Magnoliopsida; Brassicales; Brassicaceae
Product: mitochondrial protein C2orf69 homolog
Exons: 3
Coding region: 392-1315 (307 amino acids)
Cellular component (GO): mitochondrion
Source: RefSeq, a predicted model, not a curated record
GUUGUACUUGACAGUUAAAACUAAGAAAACUAAUGACAUUAUAAAAUCUAAAUAGUUAAUUUUCUACCUAACAUUGCUAUUUAUUUAUUUAUUGAUAUAUUUCCGGCACCUAAUUCUCUAUUUUAAUAAUCAGAACGAUCCAGAUUUUCUAAAGAAUAUUAUUAGGUGCUACACGAGAAUAGUUAAAUAAUCAAUGUCAUAAGAUUUACAAACUGAUUAUAAUUAAUCACGUUUUAUCCUGUAGUCUUCUCUAGUACAGUCCCUUGUUGUUACUUGACUUGCCCACCACUUGUUCGUCAAUAUUCCCCUACACAGCCGUCUUAUCAAAACCACACCUUUAACUCACUAAAAACGUUUCUUUGGAGGAACCCAAGUCAAAUUUUUCUUGAUCAUGGAACGUUGGUCUAGCGUCUUGAAGAUUCCCUUGAUUGCUACUUCUAGUAACUACUACAGAGUUGCAGCUUCUCUCUGCCUCUCUGAAGUGCCUUCUGCAAACGCUGUAUUCUUCCAUGGAGACAGAGUUCGAGACACUGGGAACACUGUGAUAGAGAGACUUUAUGAUUUGCGGAAAGUUGCUGAGGUUAUAGUUUCUAAAUUUGGAAACUCUGUUAACGCUUGGGUUGUUGAAGCUUCUGUCUUUAACGGACCUUUUGCUGUCUACAAGGACUUUGUUCCUACAGUGAACCGGUACGGAGAGCCAACAACAUCUUAUUCUCCUGUUGGCUUGCCAGCUUCUUCAUCCAUUGUCUCUCUUUUGUCCAGUUUCCUUCAAGAGGCAGAGAGUCUUGUUUUGAAGGAAGGCAAAGAUGUGUGCUUGAGGAGCUCUCUUGCACACUGUCCCAGAACCAUUCUUCUUGGGUUUAGCAAGGGUGGAGUUGUGAUGAACCAGUUUCUGAGUGAGAUGAGUUCCUUGGAGACAAACUCCUCGAGCGAGGAUGAAGAGAUUGGGAUCAUUCCAGCCUCCAAAGAAAGCUUCCUCAAAAGCGUUUCUGAAGUUCAUUACGUAGAUGUAGGGCUGAACUCCUCUGGCGCCUACAUCACUGAUCAAAACGUCGUCCAGAGAAUCUCCCAACGCCUUGCAGGAGGAGGAAGCUCGGUAAGCGUUUUCGUUCAUGGGACUCCCAGGCAGUGGCGCGAUGAGCAGCGUGGCUGGAUUGUAAAGGAGAAAGAUGAGCUGGUUCGCUUGCUGAAGUCUGAAGGUGAGAACUCUGGUGGGAAGCUGCAAGUCCAUGAGAGGUUCUAUUUUGCUGACAGAGUUCCUGAUCUCCAAAUGCACUUUGAGAUCAUUGAUGUGAUGGAUGUCUCGUCAGCAUGAUGAUGUCACUGUCUCAACGUAAUAUUUUUAAUACUUUCAAAUUUUUAAUGAAUAACCGUUGCGGUGCUAGAUGAUGCAAUAAAGAGAACAGUAAAGAUGGUUUACUCAAAACGAGAUAAAGAGUAACACAAGUCUCAUAUGUCACACACGGCCUAGCUUUGCUUGGGCUUUGGCUUAGUUAUGUGUAUUUGAGAUAACAGAAGGAACUCUUUUAAAUUGUAAAUGGGAAUGUUCACUAUCACUUUCCUAAGAUAACUUUAUUGUAUGGAAGAU